Rhododendron vialii is the source of this 3705-nucleotide messenger RNA. Its product is annotated as glucan endo-1,3-beta-glucosidase 11-like. NCBI's taxonomy places the organism in Eukaryota, Viridiplantae, Streptophyta, Magnoliopsida, Ericales, Ericaceae. The transcript has 2 exons. The record is from RefSeq and is a predicted model, not a curated record. Bases 444 to 1694 code for a protein of 416 amino acids. Gene Ontology annotation, biological process: carbohydrate metabolic process. Gene Ontology annotation, cellular component: plasma membrane. Gene Ontology annotation, molecular function: hydrolase activity, hydrolyzing O-glycosyl compounds.
UAAAUUGGGACGGAAGUAGUAAUUUGUAAAUUGAAGUCACAAGAAAAACAAAAAAUUGUACUACUCCAAUGUAACGGUGCACUAGAAAAUAUCUCUCCUCCGUACCACAAACUUUAAUAAGGGAGGGAGAAAUAUCUCGCAGCCAGUGCAAAUACAUCACUGGUCACGGUGGUCAAAUUAGUCAAGGUGUCAGUAGUCACUAAACAAAAUACUAUUAAGCUUCAGGAGGUUUUUCUCCUCAUUCAAACUCCAUCCAACGCCAUCAUCGAUCCGCCUUCUUCUUCUAAGCCGUCCUCAAACCCCGUGCGCAGCCGUAGCCCUCAAUCCUAACCCAACAACAUUCACCAGAGGUGUCGCUAUUGACGCCGCCCUCACGUACCUCAUCACUCACACUACUCCCUCUGUAUUCUCUCUCUCCUCCUCCCUCAUCAUCACCUCUUCCAAUGGACUCCAACACAAGUCCCCUCAACUCUCCCUCCUCAUUACUCCUAUUCAUCUUCAUCACGGGUUUUGUGAUUCGUUCAACGGUUAACGCCGUCGGCAUAAACUACGGCCAGAUCGCGAACAACCUCCCGCCGCCGGAACACGUCAUCCCCCUCGUCCGCUCCGUCGGCGCCACGAAACUGAAACUAUACGACGCCGAUCCCCGCGUCCUCAAGGCAUUUGCCAACACCACCGUCGACUUCACCAUCGGCCUCGGCAACGAAUUCCUCUCCAAGAUGAGAGACCCAAACAGCGCCCUGGCCUGGGUCAAGACAAACGUCCAGCCCUACCUCCCAUCCACUAAAAUCACCUGCGUCACCGUCGGCAACGAGGUGCUCACCUUCAACGACACCUUUCUCAACGAAAACCUCCUCCCGGCCAUGCAAAGCGUUCACAGCGCCCUCGUCCAACUGAACCUCGACAAAAACGUCACCGUCACGACCCCGCACUCCCUCGCCGUGUUGGAAACCUCGUAUCCGCCGUCGGCAGGAUCCUUCCGGCGAGAUCUGAGGGCUUACAUCACUCCGAUCUUGGAUUUCCACGUGAAAACCGGUUCGAACUUCCUUAUCAACGCGUACCCGUACUUCGCGUACAAGGGGAGCCCGAAGCAGGUCCCGAUCGACUUCGUUCUGUUCCAGCCGAACGCUGGAGUGGUAGAUCCUGUGUCGAACCUUCACUACGACAACAUGUUGUUCGCGCAGAUCGACGCGGUGUACUCCGCGCUGGCUUCGCUAGGGUAUAAGAAAGUGCCGGUGCAGAUAUCGGAGACUGGAUGGCCGUCCAAAGGAGACGAGGACGAAGCAGGGGCAAAUCCGGAGAACGCGAGGAAGUAUAAUGGAAAUCUGAUGAAGUUGAUUGCGCAGAAGAAGGGUACGCCGUUGAGGCCGAAUAGCGAUUUGAACAUCUUUGUCUUCGCGUUGUUCAACGAGAAUAUGAAGCCCGGGCCGACGUCGGAGAGGAAUUACGGGCUGUUCAAGCCUGAUGGAACGCAGGCGUACGGUCUCGGACUAGCGGGAGUUAGCGCCAUUGGUGGAAACAGUAGCAGCGGCGGCGGGAAUGGGAGUUUUGCGCCGCCGCUGUUGUCGCCGCCCGCGGCGGCGAGCUCUUCGACGGGGUAUUUGGCGAUAUCGGAGGCGGUGAGUUUUUUUGGCCUUUUUUUAGUGUCUAACGUGCGCAGGGUUGCUUUAUUAGAUUUUGUUGAUUUUAUAUGAUGCGUAUUUUAGCUAGCGACAUUCGUUUUUGAGUUAUGAAGGAUUUGUGGACACUUGUCCGUACAGUGCGUUAUUCCUCCGUAGAGUACCUUGUCCAACAUUUAAAAUUGAUGGGACAUGUCAGCGACUAUGGGCAUGGGUACAAAUGAUGCACGUGGAGCUUAUUGUAGCUAAAGGAAAUACAGUACUAAUAACCUAUGAGAAAUGAUCCGUCUCAUAGUGCGAAAAAUAAGUAUUUUAAAAAUAAAAAUUUCUGUGGAACGGAGCCUCAAUAUUUUUUAACGUGAAAAAUCAAGAUAUUUGGAUAUUGAGAUAAGUGUUAGAUCGAUUCAUUCAAUUUUUAGUUUAGAAUUUAGAGGUAAGAAUUCUAAACCAAAAAUUGAAUUUAUUAAGCACUUCUCAACAUAAAAAAUUCUAAAAUCAGUCAAAUGGGCUGAUAAAGUAAGUGUGUGAAUAUGUAUAAAAUACACAAAAAUACGUGUUUUCCUUGUUUUUCAGUGUGUUUAUCGUUAGCCCAGUAGACUGACAAUAACAAGACCGUCUCAACAUAUGGAUAAAAAUUGAUUUCUUACCGAAAUGGAAGCCGGUAUCAAUUGCGGUUAGUUUAGGGAUCGGGAUGCUCUUCGGUUACCGUAGGAUUUGGAUUGGUUUUAUGGGCAUCUUUGAGUCUACCUCGAUGAUCGAAGCUCUUUACUUUGUAAAGAUCAUCGAGAACACCACAUUUAUGCAAGAAAACACAUUUUUUUUACUUAGUGUUUAGUCUCUGUUGUUUUAACAUAAACCUGUUCCAAAAAUAAAUGCUACACUCGAUGAACAUGAUUUUGGAAGUGAUUGAUGUUCAUAUGAUAAACUUAUUAGUAAAAGUGAAGGAUUGAUGAUUGAAGAGGAGCUGAAUCCUUAUUUUAGUGUAGAUAUUGUACAGUCAUGCAUGUCUUUGGUGCAAAGGUGGAGUAUUUUAGGUGGUGCUUCCACCAAUCCUUAUUUGUUUUAUGCAAAUUUUUUUCGCGUCUGUUAGUUUUGCGCCAAACUCUUUAUGUAUUAUUGAUUUGUCUUAAUUAGAGAAAUCGAAAAAGUAAAAAAUUAUGACUUUUAUACAAGUAUAUUUGGCUUUUUAUCAGAUAUUUCCCUCUCUUUUUUUGGAUAAAAGUCAAUAUUUUUUAUUUUUUCGAUUCCUCUAGUCGAGACGUACCAAUAUUAUAUAGAUUUUUUGGGCAAAACUACCAAAUGCAAAAAAAGAAAACAGCUGUUGCCUACAACGUAUGGAUUUGUGGAAACAUGGCCUAAUGUUUAAAGAUGAAAGAGCUCUGAAUAAUCUUUCUUACAUAAUGCUCUUAAAUUACGAGGUACUCUUUUCAUAAAGUUACUUCUCAACUAAUGAUGUUGGCAGUUUUUGUGAUGAGACGUGAUGAUUGGAUUAUUGGAAAAAGAAAAAAAGAAAAAAGUAACUCAUGUAGGUGGCUUUUCGGUUACCCUCUCCAAGAGUACUUAAUAAUUUUCCAUGAGUUAGCUGAUUUCUUGGAUCCUAAUUUUCGCAUCAAUCAUUGAAAUUAAAGUAAACCCACAUUAUAUCGUGUCAUUUUCCAAAGACUAACUAUUGGAAUCAUCAUUCUAUUAUGAGCUUUUGGUGUUGCGAUAUCUUACAAAACUGUUGUCUUUGAUUUCAGGGAGGACUGCAUCUUGGCAGCACUCGCUUGUUUUUCCUGCUGGUGGUUGGAUUAGUUACUCGACUAUUCUAGGUUUUAUUUAAUUUUUUUUUUUGUUGUCAUUUUUUAACGACAGGUUUAAGUUCAAAAUUCAAAACAUUCAAAUGACCAUCAAAGCAAUAUCAGCUCCAGCAGGACAGAACUUACUGUUGUUUCCAGUUAGUUGUAGUAGCUUUGCUGAAAUUUUCCCCCAUUUUUAUUUUAAGGAAUCGCUACGUUCACUUAUGUUGAAUUUACUUGGAGAAUUUUAAAUAGUCUCUCGAUCAUUGUACAAGGCUUCUCUGGUUAAUUUAUCUUCUCUCUUUCAA